Messenger RNA from Monoraphidium neglectum, 558 nucleotides. RefSeq lists its product as hypothetical. Gene Ontology annotation, molecular function: ATP binding; mRNA guanylyltransferase activity. NCBI's taxonomy places the organism in Eukaryota, Viridiplantae, Chlorophyta, Chlorophyceae, Sphaeropleales, Selenastraceae. The record is from RefSeq and is a predicted model, not a curated record. The coding region runs from base 1 to 558 and encodes 185 amino acids. Gene Ontology annotation, biological process: 7-methylguanosine mRNA capping. The transcript has 5 exons.
AUGGACGGGGAGAUGGUGGUGGAUGAGAUAGAGGAGCAGCAGCACGGCAGCGACGGCGGCGGCGGCGGCGGCGGCGGCGCCAAGAAGCAGCGGCGGCGGUACCUGGCCUAUGACCUGAUGAUGAUUAAUGGGGAGGGCGUCAUGGACCUCAAAUUCGGGGACCGCCACAUGCUGAUAGAGAAGGAGGUGGCCGCCCCCAGGGUAGAGGAGGCCAAGUGGAUGAUGCAGCUGCCCGCCGGGCGCGCCCCGCUGGUCUACUCGUAUGCAGAGGAGCCCUUUGGUUUCCGGCGGAAGGACUUUUACCAGCUGCACCGCGGCGAGAAGCUGCUGCGCGUCUUCAUACCCAAGCUGUGCCACGAGAGCGACGGGCUCAUCCUGCAGCCGCAUGACGACCCGUACUUACCUCGGACGUGCGACGACCUGCUCAAGUGGAAGUUUGACUACCUCAACAGCGUCGACUUCAAGCUCGAGGUAAGGGGGCGAUCUCAGAUCAUGGCGGCGGCCGCCGGCCCGCCAGCGGCAGGGCGAAAAAAACUGCAGCGGCACCCUGUCCUCUAG